This is a messenger RNA of Acanthopagrus latus (yellowfin seabream), 3756 nucleotides long. It is a transcript of the gene ttpa, whose product is annotated as tocopherol (alpha) transfer protein. Bases 145 to 1005 code for a protein of 286 amino acids. The transcript has 5 exons. Lineage: Eukaryota; Metazoa; Chordata; Actinopteri; Spariformes; Sparidae. The record is from RefSeq and is a predicted model, not a curated record. Gene Ontology annotation, molecular function: phosphatidylinositol bisphosphate binding. Gene Ontology annotation, cellular component: membrane.
CUAGUCUAUUACAGUAUUGACACAGACACAACUACUGCUCUGGUCGGAGCUCCGUCUCUCUGUCUCUGUCUCUGUCCCUUCCGUCCAGUUGGACCUCGACCUCAGCAGCGCUGGCAGUGACAUGUAACCGGACCUGGGCUCGACAUGAGCGGGCCUGAGCUCAGUGAAGACCCGGACGGGUGUGAGAAGCUCGGGCCGUGUGUGAGCAGCCUGAGGCGGGAAGCCCUGCAGGCCGGCGAGCUAUCCGCGGUCCGGACCUUCUCCGACGGCUUCCUCAUCAAGUUCCUGCGGGCCAGAGACUCGGACGUGGAGCUCUCUCUGAAGCUCUUACUGAACUACCUUCGGUGGCGGAGGGAGAGUCCUGAGAUCAGCUCCUGUCUAUCUCCAUCCUCAGUGCUCGGCCUCCUCAACACGUCAUACCACACUGUCCUCCCACAGCGGGACCACGCUGGCAGCAGGGUGCUCAUCUACCGGAUCGGGCAGUGGAACCCUAAAGAAUGGUCAGCCUUCCAGGUCUUCAGGGUCAGCCUGAUGACAUCAGAGAUCAUCUCCAUGGAGGCAGAGACGCAGAGGCGGGGUCUGAAGGUCAUAUUUGACCUACAGGGUUGGAGUUUAGGUCACGCCCUGCAAAUUAACCCCUCCCUCGCCAGAAAGAUAUCCUCUGUACUUUUAGACUCUUUUCCACUGAAAGUUCGAGGAAUCCAUCUGGUCAACGAGCCAAUGUUCUUUAGGCCUGUCUUCGCCAUGAUUCGUCCUUUUCUUCCAGAUAAGAUCAGACAGAGGAUUCACAUGCACGGUGCUGAUUUCCACAACACUUUAAGGAACUUCUUCUUACCACCUGUCCUGCCUCCAGAGUAUGGAGGGGAGGGAGCCGGCAUAGAAAAGGCAUGUCAGGACUGGACCAAUCAGCUGAUUCAAUCAGAGAAGCUCCUGCAACAGAUUGCCGCCCACCCAACAGGUGACAUCUCAGAGGAUGUGCAGACUGAACAGCUCUCGGAGGGAUGAUCCCACACACACGCAGACACACACACACACACACACACACACAGUCUUAACACAUUUGUGGAGCAUGAGUAUGAGCGCCCCCAUAAAAGAAACGCUGAAGGUAAUGUUUGUCCAGUCCAUGAUGCAAGUUAGCACCGCCACCUGGCAGCCAUGUCUGGGGUCCUUAACUGUGCAGGUUGUUGGCAGCAUGAGGGAAACUGUCUGUGAAGCUUUCAACACUGGACUGAUGUUUUCAUGCUGUUAGCCUGUAAGUUGACUGUUUCCCUCCUUAUGUUGCUCAUUGGAAUCUUUCGUCUGACUUUUGCACCUUCUAAGUGAAGGAGACAUGAAAAGUAGCUAUCAGUCUCCUGUCUGGGUGCUAAGUCCAGAGCUUGAGAUCAGCAAUAGGUGGAAACUGCAGUAAAAGAUAAACACUAUGCUUAAUAAUGAACACAACCUGUACACAAAGGAUAUGUAGACACAACAGGGGCCUUCAUGUUAAUUCAGCAAAUGAUCUUCAUGAAGUUCUUUCUUUCUUUGUGUAAAAACAUUCAGUGCAUUUACAUGACACUCAAGAAAACCAAAUUACUGGGUUAAGGCAGGAACACACCGGCCCAACCAUUAGCCGUCUGAAGCGUUUGGAGAGACUCGGACGAGGCCGGGAACAUUUCUGUUUGGUGUGUUCAGCUGCGUCAGAAGCUUUCGGAGCCACUCGGACGUUGUCGGCUCCGAUUCAGCAUGCGAAGUCUGAGGAGGAGGGCUGUCGGACAUCUGAGCCAUGGGAUUCUCUGAUUGGUUGUGUGCCAGCUGAAUGGCUGUUCUGACUGGCGGCGUGAUAGCAAAUCAGUGCGGUGUGUGGGAGGGCAGAAUACUGUGUGUGCUUUGUUUUUCUAUGCAAGCCGUUCCGUCAUUCCCCGUUUUCAUGCUUUGCAGUACCGGCAUGAGAAUAGUUGUUAUGUCCGCUCAGGACAUAGAUGACUUGUUGAAAUGGGUACAGCGCCACUUGCCGUACUAUGUUAUGAUAUGCUUUGGCCAGUACUUUGAUUUUCUCACUGGCAUGUAUACUCGGACAAUUGCAGUUGUCUGAUUGAGUAGCAUAGCUGAACUAUGGCUGUAAUCUGACUAAGCUGUGCAUGUAAACGCACUGACUGUUUAUUCACAUGCAGAGCAGGAAGUGAGAUCUGAUCACUGUGGUCACUCAGACACAGCUUUGAACUGACAGACUGAGCUGAUUGAUGUGAUCGAUCUCUCAGGAUGGAUGGUGACACGAGGUCUGAAUUGUCUUGAAAGGCAGGACCGUGUCUUCUACAAUAAUGUGCUGUAUGUCACUGAAUGAAUGACAUCAAGACGGCUGUUUUCAGGGAUCUCUCCAGAGUAGUUGUUGAUCAUCAAUAACCAGCAGCCAGCACUCCAGUGCACCUCAGAUAUGGAUCACCAGGAGGAGAUUUGUGUUGCAGCUGUAGGACACCAACCUUUGACUGUUUACCCUGCUUGAAACAAACGACCAUCCUACUGUGAUCCUGUGAAGAGUGGCUGUGAAAGAACAGUUACUCCAACACUGUGAUUUCAACAUAGACAUCAGAUGAACAGAUGAGCAGGAAGCCUGUUUGUUCAUGAUCAUUUGAACUACUGGCUUCUUUUUACAUUUUAACAGUUUAAAUGUUACAAUUUUAUACAAGAAACCUUUAACUGUGUUUGGACCAAUAUUGUACACAUAUCCUAUACACAUGAUUAUUUGAAUUGAUUGUUGUAAAACACUGAAUAUCAUUAUAUAAACAGAAAAUAUAUUUUAUUUAUGAAUUGUACCCUUUAUAAAAAGAGACAGAGUGUCUUUGGUUCUUGGGUCACACUGAACACAUAGAAGUAAUGAACUAUAUAACAUUACAUAGAAGAAGGCAAAGACAACAGAUCAAGUGAUGAUAUUCUCAUGUGGUAACACAUUUGUACAAUUUUUACUCAUUUGACCUGCACAACGUUUUGUUUUUUUUGGUUUUGUUUUUUAAACUGUGAACAACUUACAAUAUUUAACAGAGAUCAACUGUCAGUCAUUUGUCUGCUCAUGAGGAGAAAUGCAAUAAAAGGCUCAAAUGUUGUUAUUAAAGGGUGUCUGCACACUUUCAUGUGUGUUUCAGGUCAGUGCAUGGAGCGUCAGUGCUCAGCCAGAAACAACAGCUGAGUCACACAGUAACAGCACCAUCAAAGCAGCCAAUCAAUAACAAACUGAUCUUUUUCCUACUGAACUACUGGUGAUUAGAUUAGAUUAAUUUUAGGAUCAUUAUGCACUAGAAGAUUUUACAAUGAAAGUUUUGUGUGUAAGAUAUACACACAACAAACUAUACAGAUGAAUGAAUAAACAAUAAUGAGGUCAUACAAACAAACAAACUAUUCAUGGUGGAGUGUUGAGGAUGAGUUCAGGAGUCUCUCUGCCUGCAGCGUGAAGCUACUCUGUGGUCUGGUGGUACAGCAGUAGGUACUUCUGUAUCUGUUGGCAGGUGGCAGCAGGGUGAACAGACUGUGGCCGGGUGCUGGACUGUGAUGAACCAUGCCACUUUGUGAUGUUUCCACUCAGGAUGUUUUCUAUUGCUCCUCUGUAAAAGCACAACUGUCCUAAAACAGUUUUACUUAUUUUUUAAUUUCAAAUCCCAGACUUUAUUUGUUCUGUUUUUUAAUUGUGGUAUUGUUACGAUUACUUCAGUUACUUCAGGUCUGGGUACAUCUUAAUACACUGAUAUUAAGCCAGUGACAUAAUAAAAACUCAGUACUUCAACUGCA